Molecule: messenger RNA, 585 nt
Organism: Drechmeria coniospora
Lineage: Eukaryota; Fungi; Ascomycota; Sordariomycetes; Hypocreales; Ophiocordycipitaceae
Product: DnaJ domain protein
Exons: 1
Coding region: 1-585 (194 amino acids)
Biological process (GO): protein histidyl modification to diphthamide
Molecular function (GO): metal ion binding
Source: RefSeq, a predicted model, not a curated record
AUGGCCGCCCCUCAUGCUUCUGCCGAGGGUGAGCGCCCGGAUGACGUUACGGCUUCUCAUUACGAUGUCCUCGGUCUCGACCCCUCCAUCCUCGACUCCUCUACUGCAAACCCGUCCAUGAUGAUAAAACGAGCGUACAGACGGGCCUUGUUGCGUCAUCACCCCGAUAAAUCUAGCUCUACCAAAAAUUCACUCUCUUGCUCACCCACAUCUGGUCAGAUAACAGCAACCUAUUCUGUCGACCAGAUCAGCCGAGCUUUCGCCGUCCUUUCCUCACCCACCCAGCGUGCUGCCUACGACUCCUCCCUCACCCUCUCCCUCUCCCAAUAUUCCCCGGGAAAGGCGCGCUUCCGGACAGGCGUCGAAAAUGUGGACCUCGACGACCUGCCUUUUGACGACAAUGAGGCACGCUGGUACCGGUCCUGUCGCUGUGGGAACGAUAGAGGAUACUCGUUUGACGAAGACGACUUGAUAGAAGUCGAGACGGAAGGGGUACUCAUGGUGGGAUGUCAGGACUGUAGCCUAUGGCUCAGCGUUCAUUUCGCUGUGAUGGAAGACCAAGAAAUAAGUAAUGCAAAAAGCUGA